GGGGCGGAGCUGCGCGUGCGCGCAGCCUAGGCGCGCGCCCCUGGGGGCCGUUGAAAAAUGGCGACCGUUGCCGAGCUGAAGGCGGUUUUAAAGGACACCUUGGAAAAAAGAGGAGUAUUAGGGCAUUUAAAAGCAAGAAUUCGAGCUGAAGUUUUCAAUGCCCUUGAUGAUGAAAGUGAACCUCGACCAUCAUUGUCUCAUGAAAACCUUCUAAUUAAUGAAUUAAUUCGGGAGUAUUUGGAAUUCAACAAAUAUAAGUAUACAGCAUCUGUCCUCAUAGCAGAAUCUGGUCAACCCAUAGUUCCAUUGGACAGACAGUUUCUCAUCCGUGAACUAAAUGCAUUUGAAGAAUCAAAGGAUAAUACAAUAGGAAGAAACAUUUAUGAGGCUGGGGACGUUAAGAAUCUUGCUGAGGUCAAGUGGCAGGACCAGGAUUUGAACCCAGGCAAGGAUUUAUUAAUCCAACCUCUUUUGUAUGGAAUUUUAGCUCAUUUCUUGCAUGGAACUAAGGAUGACAUCCAAAAUACAUUUCUGAAAGGGUCUUCACUUCAGCCUCCAAGCCCAAAUCUUGGCAGACAACCUAAUGGAAGAAAGCAAAUGGAGGACCACCUACAGAAGGAGCAGGGCAGGCGCGCUAACACUGAAAACCUGCACGCUUCUCCCGCAAUGAAGAGAUGACAUUUCCAUUUGGAGCGUUUUUUUCUAAACUUGUAUGUAUUAAAUAACUUAUUUAUUCUCCUAAUGUUACCAGAAUUCAUCACUAGUAUUUGUACUUUGUGGAAAUGUGAGUUUCUGCAAAACCUUUAGCCCCUUGUGUUUUACUGCAUUUGUGAAUAAAAGCUAACUCUGUCAUCUAGCUUACCAGAUUUGACUUGAAAGAAAAUGUGUUGCUUUUAGGAAGCUUUUAAAGGCCCCUAAAUUUUUGAGAAAUGAAAGGGUUUUUUUAGUACCCUAUAAAUUCUUCUAAAAAAGUAAUCAGGUCUUUAUAGCCAUAUGCUCUGUUCUUUUUUUGGCUGUACCACAUGGCUUGCGGGAUCUUAGUUCCCCAAACAGGGAUUGAACCCAGGCCCCGGCAGUGAAAGCGCUGAGUCCUAACCACUGGAGUGCCAGGGAAUUCCCUGCUCUGUUCUUUACCAUGGCACAUUAAUUAAAUUUCCUUCAGGCUGGAAUUAUGUGGAUUUAUAGGAAAAUUCAUUCAUGUUUAAAAAAGAAAAAUUUAAAAGAACACCAAAACCAGAAAAAACUAUAAUUCCUAUAAAGUUUGAUUGUUUUGUGGGGUGGAACUAGCUAUUUUUCAGAUAACCAUUUAUAAUUAGGUUUAAAUAUCUGAAUUACUACCCAAAUUUGAACUUUAAAACUUGGUAACGAUGUACUUCUUCUUUACGUAGACAGUUUGGCUUCUCCUAGAAGAUUUAAUUAAAAGGUGUGUGGGGGGGAAUAAUUCUUUUAAUUCUGCUCUAAGUAAAACAAAGAGUUUAUUACGUGAAGAAUGUGGAAUAAACAUGAAGAGACAGGCUUUAUGAGAAAUACCAGAAAGUACCUUUUAAAAGAUGGCAUUGUUUAACCUCCAUGUGGCCUUCAGCUGUGCAAUUACAAGAUGAGCUAUGAAAGGGCCAACCCUUACUUGUAUGGGCUCUGAGUGUCUUAUUAAAUGGCGAUUUUUAUUCUUGGGGUAGAAAAAUAGUAAGAGCUCUUAUAAUGCCAUCUCUAAAAUGCUACUUUGAUAUUUAUUGACAUUUUUAUAAUGUGGAGUCUUCAGACUGAUUUCACUGAAAACAACAAACUAUUAUAGUAGACGCCUGAUUGGCACAAAUCAUAAGGUGUAUUCAGAACAAAACUGCAUGGGUGCCUGUACACUGACAACAUUUAGCUUAAACAUUUUCCACAGGGAAGGUGAUAAGGGCUGUAGUUGACAGAAUUGGCGUUCUUUUCAGGGUAUAGAUUCUGUGCUACUUUUGGAAAUUAUUGAAACUUGAUUUUAUUUUUGGUGCUAGUCAGGGUUCAGUCCUUACAGAUUAACCAAGAAUUUUUAUCUGAAUGCAGAAAAUUAUUAAAGAAAUUGCCUUAAACCAUACUUUACAAGUCAAAGGAUUUUGAGAGGCCCUGUUGGUGGGCUAAAAUUACAUAUACAGAUGUAGAAGUAUUAUAAGGGCUCAUUUCCAUUUUUUAAGUGAAAUCUAUAGUACCUGAUUACAAUUAUGAAUUCCAUUGUAUUGUAUGCGGAGUAUAAAUAUCUGAAUUCUUCUCAGAGGAUUUAGUUUACAUGCAGGGUUGUUGGCAGUGGACACUGUUUACCUCAGGAAUUGCAAUCAUGCAGGACUAGGUUAAGAAAAAAUGCUGGAGUUUGUCAUUUUGGAUACUGAUAUAAAAUCAUCAAAAUAGAAGCUAAACAGAAUUGUCACAUGUAGUCUAUAGCGCAUUUGUAUGCAUUAUUCUAUAACUGGUUUGUACCUAGGCAACUUUUAUACUUUCAGUGUAUCAUUUAAUAAAAAAAAAAAAAAU
Balaenoptera ricei (Rice's whale) is the source of this 2502-nucleotide messenger RNA. It is a transcript of the gene CEP20, whose product is annotated as centrosomal protein 20. Gene Ontology annotation, cellular component: centrosome; ciliary basal body; motile cilium. The record is from RefSeq and is a predicted model, not a curated record. The coding region runs from base 58 to 678 and encodes 206 amino acids. NCBI's taxonomy places the organism in Eukaryota, Metazoa, Chordata, Mammalia, Artiodactyla, Balaenopteridae. Gene Ontology annotation, biological process: cilium assembly; microtubule anchoring. Gene Ontology annotation, molecular function: protein binding. The transcript has 6 exons.